Messenger RNA from Clunio marinus, 799 nucleotides. NCBI's taxonomy places the organism in Eukaryota, Metazoa, Arthropoda, Insecta, Diptera, Chironomidae. The record is from the annotation of a GenBank genome assembly.
UAUUUCAAAGUACUAUCAAACCAUGAAAAAAAAGAUAGCGGUCUUUAUACUUUUAUUUUAUUUAGAGACAGUGCUAGCAAAAUCACCGAAUGUUCCAGGAUACCAAAAAUCAAGAAAUAGUAAAUAUAUUGACAUCAGAAGAUUUGGUGGUCCAGCUCCUGCAGCAGCCAAAUCUGAGAGCUGUGAAGAGGAAGAAGUAGAGUCAGUCUCUACUUCUGAAUCAUGUGAGGAAGAAGAAGAAGAAGAUGAAGAUGAUGACUAUUAUCCUAUUAGAUUAACAACUCGAAAAAUUACAACCAAACGAAGCGGAUCAUUAACAACAAAAAGUCCAGAAAACAUAACAUCAACAACCAGAGUAAUGCAUUAUCACAUUGACAUUGACUAUUUAAUUAGUCACUCAACAACACCACCUACAGAAACACCUGAAGACAGUUCAUCAGAAACACCUGAAGACAGUUCAUCAGAAACACCUGAAGACAGUUCAUCAGAAACUCCAGAAGACAGUUCAUCAGAGACUCCAGAAGACAGUUCAUCAGAAACACCAGAAGACAGUUCAUCAGAAACACCUGAAGACAGUUCAGUAGAGACACCUGAAGACAGUUCAUCAGAAACACCUGAAGACAGUUCAUCAGAAACACCUGAAGACAGUUCAUCAGAAACCCCUGAAGACAGUUCAUCAGAAACACCUGAAGACAGUUCAUCAGAAACACCUGAAGACAGUUCAUCAGAAACACCUGAAGACAGUUCACCAGAAACACCUGAAGACAGUUCAUCAGAAACACCUGAAGACAGUUCAUCA